GAAAAUGUGUUUGAUCAGCAGAUAGCAGGUAUUGAUCAGGAGGAACUAUGCGUCUGUUUUAGGAGUCAGUGGAUUUGAUACGUGCGCCAGUCAUGGACGCUUCGCUGUGUGUGCUGUGCCAGUAUUUGUUCUCGCCUGCAAACAUUGUGGGUUUGAUUGCGUUUGUGCUUGUUUUCUAUGUGCUGCAACAGUAUGAAAGGCGUCAAAGAUACGCGAACAUCCCUCCGGGUCCAAAGCCAUGGCCAAUCGUGGGCAACUUCGGGGGCUUUCUUGUGCCUUCGUUUAUUUUAAGACGACGCAAAGAGUUUGCAAAGAGCUCUAAUCCGUUGUCACCUCAGGCUGGACUCAUGGAGAUGUCCAAACUCUAUGGGAACAUAUUCAGCAUUUUUGUUGGGCCUCAGCUCAUGGUCGUGCUGCAUGGAUAUGAGACUGUCCGGGACGCGAUGUUAAAUUAUCCGGAGGUCUUCUCUGACAGACCGCAUAUACCUCUCGUAACUAUUAUCACCAAGAGAAAAGGGAUUGUGUUUGCACCCUAUGGCCCAUUGUGGAAGACAAACCGUAAGUUCUGUCACAGCACUUUACGCAGCUUUGGCUUUGGCAAGCUGAGUCUGGAGCCGUGCAUCCAUGAAGGCCUGACCGUGAUUAAAACAGAACUGCAGAGCCUCAUCGAAAAAGCAGAGCCUUCUGGUAUCGAUCUGACUCCCCUCAUCAGCAGUGCUGUCUCCAACGUCAUCUCCUCCAUGAGUCUGGGUCAGCGUUUCCAUCACCAGGACCAGGAGUUCCGGACCAUGCUGAAUCUCAUGUCUCACGGGCUGGAGAUUAGCGUCAACACAUCCAUUUUGUUGGUCAACGUCUUUCCCUGGCUCUACUACCUGCCCUGCGGCGUUUUCAAGGAGCUGCGGCGCGCAGAGAUCGACAUCACAGCCUUCCUAAAGAAGAUUAUAGCGAAGCACAGGGCCACGCUGGAUCCGGAGAAUCCCAGGGAUUUCAUAGACAUGUAUCUAGUGGAGAUGCUGGCCAAGCAAAAGGGAGAUAAUUCAGAAGAGAGCUUGUUCUCAGAGGACGAUCUCUUCUACAUUAUAGGGGACCUCUUUAUUGCAGGCACCGAUACUACCACAAAUAGCAUGCUGUGGAGUAUUCUCUACAUGUCCUUGUAUCCUGAUGUGCAAGAGAAAGUUCAGCAGGAGAUUGAUGCCGUGGUGGGAUCUGAGAGAGUCCCAUCUCUGACUGAUAAGGGCAGUUUGCCGUACACAGAAGCCACCAUUAUGGAGGUGCUGAGGAUGACUGUAGUAGUUCCUCUCUCCAUACCUCACAUGGCCUCUGAAACCACAGAAUUCAGAGGAUAUACUAUUCCUAAAGGAACAGUUAUCAUCCCAAACCUCUGGUCAGUACACAGGGAUCCCACUGUGUGGGAAAAUCCUGAUGACUUCAAUCCAGGCCGAUUUCUGGAUGAACAAGGAAAACUUCUCAGGAAAGAUUGUUUUAUUCCAUUUGGAAUAGGUCGCAGGGUGUGCAUGGGUGAGCAGCUGGCUAAGAUGGAGCUGUUUCUGAUGUUCACAAGCCUGAUGCAGGCCUUCACUUUCAGGCUUCCCGAGGGUAAAUCUGCUCCAUCCAUGCACGGACGCUUUGGCCUGACUCUGGCUCCAUGCCCAUUUACUGUCUGCGUGAAGGCACGCUGAACAGGCUUUAAAAAAAUGUCAUUCCUCGAACAAUGAGACAUGACUGGGAAGCAAAUUGCACGUGCUGUCCAUUAUUUGGACCAUAAAAUGAAGUAAGGACCUUUGCGGUUGCAUGAUUAUUUUAGGUAAAAUUUUCUUGAACAAUUUCAAGAAAUAAGAACACAUACCUAAGUAUUAUGUCAGCAUAUUUCAGUUUUAGAAUUACAUUUAUUUUAAAAUAUUCAUUAAUUUUUUAAAGUUUUGAGAUUAUUUUAUAUGAAAUGUUCCUGAACAAUUUCAAGAAGUAAGAACACACACCUAAGUAUGAUAUCAGCAUAUUAUUACAUUUAUUUUAAAAUAUUUGUUUCACAAUCUGUGAACUCCACACAGGCUGUACUGUGUGUGUGUUUUUUUAUUUUUUUUUCGAAAUGAUUACUUAGUUACUGUACUGUACUAUGAGACUGUUAUUAUUAUACAUUUUUGAGCAAUUAUUACAGAAAAGUCGUUGUUAAAACAUGAAUGGGUGGGAUAAAAAGCUCUUUUAACACAACAACUAAUUUAUUUCAUUUGCCUAUUAACAAUGUUCAGUGUAACAAUGGACAUACAUAUGUAUUUUUUAUGUAUUUUAUUUUUUUCUUUCUAAAAGUUAUGAAUGCUUUCAG
Messenger RNA from Labeo rohita (rohu), 2320 nucleotides. RefSeq names its product cytochrome P450 2U1 (gene cyp2u1). The transcript is spliced from 5 exons. Bases 93 to 1679 code for a protein of 528 amino acids. Gene Ontology annotation, molecular function: heme binding; iron ion binding; oxidoreductase activity, acting on paired donors, with incorporation or reduction of molecular oxygen, reduced flavin or flavoprotein as one donor, and incorporation of one atom of oxygen. The record is from RefSeq and is a predicted model, not a curated record. Gene Ontology annotation, cellular component: intracellular membrane-bounded organelle; cytoplasm. Gene Ontology annotation, biological process: xenobiotic metabolic process. Lineage: Eukaryota; Metazoa; Chordata; Actinopteri; Cypriniformes; Cyprinidae.